GAGGUCGCCUAGGCCAUUGAGUGAGCCACACGUUAUUCCUCGGCAUUGCCGCGUUUUGUGUGCAGGAACUACUAGCGCAGGCCUGUGUCGCUCGCAUACACGGUGAUCGCGUCAAUUCAAUCAUCUAAGCUCGCCAAGGCGGUUGAGGAGGAACGAGUCGCUUGGAAACGAAAUUCGUGCUACACAGCGGUGUACAAGUUUACACAGAAAUGUCGGAAUCUGAUCUUUUAGCUAGCGAUCAUAUUGAUGGUUUGGAUGGUCUUGAAAAUGGUCAAGAUGGAGAUGCCAUCAUGCAGUGUGAUGGUGUAAAACGUGAAAUAAAUGAAGCAAAUGUUGACGAUCCUGAGCUGGAGGCUAUAAAAGCAAGGGUUCGAGAAAUGGAAGAAGAAGCUGAAAAAUUAAAGCAGCUUCAAUCUGAGGUGGAUAAACAGAUGAACAUGGGUAGUCCUCCUGGUAUUACAAGCCCAUUAAAUAUGUCUUUGGAAGACAAAAUGGAAGUUGAUAACCGAUCUAUCUAUGUUGGCAAUGUUGACUAUGGCGCCACAGCAGAAGAAUUAGAGCAACAUUUUCAUGGUUGUGGAAGUGUCAACAGAGUGACAAUUCUGUGUAAUAAAUUCGACGGUCAUCCUAAAGGUUUCGCUUACAUUGAAUUUGCUGAACGUGACUCUGUACAAACCGCGAUGGCCAUGGAUGAAUCUAUGUUCAGAGGACGUCAAAUUAAAGUAAUGCCGAAGAGAACGAAUAAACCUGGCUUCUCUAUGACAAACAGGGGUCCCAGAGGUGCACGAGGUUAUCGAGGUAUGACUAGAGGAAUUAUUCGCGGAAGCGCAUAUUUUGGAUACAGACCUACUAGGCGGCCUAGGACUUACAGACGUGGAUAUUAUAUGCCAUAUUGACCAUUUUAAAGCACGAUGACGUUCUACAAAUGUCCAG
Messenger RNA from Dinoponera quadriceps, 933 nucleotides. RefSeq names its product polyadenylate-binding protein 2-B (gene Pabp2). Lineage: Eukaryota; Metazoa; Arthropoda; Insecta; Hymenoptera; Formicidae. The transcript is spliced from 7 exons. The coding region runs from base 210 to 896 and encodes 228 amino acids. Gene Ontology annotation, molecular function: RNA binding. The record is from RefSeq and is a predicted model, not a curated record.